UCCUGUGCGCGCCUUUCAGUUCCGGGUCGCUGAGCCGCCUGUCAGCAGCAGAAAGUUCCAGGUUGAUGUGUGUGUGCGUAGCGCUGCGAUGCCCCUCGAGGUGCGAUGGCCGUUCCCACAAUGCCCUGCUCUGUCGUGGAGGAUCUCCAGCUCUCUGAUCAUGGGCAUGGUUGGCUCCUACUCGUACUUCUGGACCAAGUACAUGAACUGUCUGACGGUCCAUAACCACGAGGUUCUGUUGGAUCUGGUGGACCAGCGGCCCCCCGACACGCCUCUCCUCACGCUGUCCAACCACCAGUCCUGUAUGGACGACCCGCACAUCUGGGGUGUACUGAAGCUCCGACAGCUGUGGACCUUCAACAAGAUGCGCUGGACUCCAGCAGCUUCUGACAUCUGCUUCACCAAAGAGCUGCACUCGAGAUUCUUCAGCCGAGGGAAGUGUGUUCCCGUCUGCAGAGGAGACGGCGUUUACCAGAAGGGGAUGGAUUUUAUUUUGGAGAAACUGAACGGAGGAGAAUGGGUGCACAUUUUUCCAGAAGGAAAAGUCAACAUGACCCAGGAAUGUAUUCGGUUAAAGUGGGGUAUUGGUCGGCUGUUAGCAGAGUGCUCCUUGGAUCCGAUCGUCCUGCCGCUCUGGCAUGUGGGGUUGGGGGAUGUUCUGCCCAAUGAGAAGCCUUACGUUCCUCGAGCUGGAAAGAGAAUCACCGUCCUGGUGGGAAAACCGUUCACUGUCACCGAGCUCGUUGAAUCUCUCCGAGCCCAAAACAAGAACCAGAUGGAGAUGAGGAAGACGUUGACUGAUUUGAUCCAGAGAGAGUUCUGGAACCUCAAAGUCCAGGCCGAGGCACUCCACGGCCAGAUCCAGACCAGAUCCUGAUACAGACCAGAUCCUGAUCCAGGCCAGAUCCAGAUCCUGAUCCUGACUCCCAGCCGCCAUGCCUGACUGUAUAUAAUAUAUACAUAUAUAAGACUGAUGAUCCUUUACCCUGACUGAGGGUAAUAUCUACACACACACACACACACAAACACACACACACACACACACACACUUCCUGUUCUCUCUGGAGCUACAUUCCUCCACCCCGGAGUCUCCGAGUCAUCACGGUUUCUAACUGCUGCAUCGGUGGAAAACAGGACGUUCUCUGUUAAUGUUUAAAAGCAGAACAGGAUAAACAGAUUAAAAUAAAGAUGGAUGGUUUGGUAACGUGCUGUCAAAGAUCUUGAAUGAUUCGUCUGGACAUGAUGUAUCAUUACUCAUAUGAGUGGCCAUCUGCAGGGCUGGGUGUCACCAGUGAUUUCCUGAUGGUCCUGAUUCUAUUACUCUUCUGAUUGGAUAUGAGUCACGUUAGGGAAAUGUCAGUUCCAAUCCCAGUUUAUCUGGAUAUGAAGGAGAUUCUCAGACUUUAUUGAUCCCACACACCUCAGACAGACCGCAGUCUCUGAUCUGCAAUAAUGUUUGCAUGUUAAUUCACCGUAACCAUGAUCUCUCUCUAACCUUACCAUUAUAACCCUGAAGGUUUCAGUCACCGUGGUUACCGGUGAGGACAGCGAGUACAGUUUAAUACUUCAUCAGGAAUACAACAGCAGAGAACCAGCUGUUUGUUUACAAUGUCACAAAUUUACUCAGGUUGUUUUAUUAAAGAAAUCCGUCAGUAAUCAGUUUUCCCAUCAUGCUUUGAGCCGUCUGAUUCCCCGUUGUAGGGCACGCUCUGUAUCGUUUAUAACUCUUACAGGACACUCUGUAAUGUUUAUAACUCUUACAGGACACUGUAAUGUUUAUAACUCUUACAGGACACUGUAAUGUUUAUAACUCUUACAGGACACUCUGUAAUGUUUAUAACUCUUACAGGACACUCUGUAAUGUUUAUAACUCUUACAGGACACUCUGUAAUGUUUAUAACUCUUACAGGACACUCUGUAAUGUUUAUAACUCUUACAGGACACUCUGUAAUGUUUAUAACUCUUACAGGACACUGUAAUGUUUAUAACUCUUACAGGACACUCUGUAAUGUUUAUAACUCUUACAGGACACUGUAAUGUUUAUAACUCUUACAGGACACUCUGUAAUGUUUAUAACUCUUACAGGACACUCUGUAAUGUUUAUAACUCUUACAGGACACUCUGUAAUGUUUAUAACUCUUACAGGACACUCUGUAAUGUUUAUAACUCUUACAGGACACUGUAAUGUUUAUAACUCUUACAGGAAACUCUGUAAUGUUUAUAACUCUUACAGGACACUAAUGUUUAUAACUCUUACAGGACACUGUAAUGUUUAUAACUCUUACAGGACACUCUGUAAUGUUUAUAACUAUUACAGGACACUCUGUAAUGUUUAUAACUCUUACAGGACACUGUAAUGUUUAUAACUCUUACAGGACACUCGGCUUUUAUUGUGAAGCAGCAGCAGUAAGAAGUGAUAGCAUUAGCAUUAGCAUGAUCUGUGAUCCGUCUGCAGGAGAGAGAAGAGAGAGGCCGCAGACAGUCAGCAGACUCCGCCCCUAACAGCAGAGAGACAAAGUUACAGGAUGGAAACACAAGCAGAAGAAAUGUUGACCGCAACAUUUGAAGGAACUAAAGUGGUUUAGUUGCCAAACUGUACAAAACCUGUUUUUGAAUAUGAUCUGAAGAUCUGCAGAGUCUUAGGAACUUUCUGGUCUGGUUCCAUCAACCUGUCUGGUUAAAUACUAAAGAUUAGUAUGCAGUGUGCUCCUGUUAUUCAUAAUAAUAAUGAAUCAAAGCAUGUUAAAGUUCACAGCAGUGGUCAGAAACAGGCAUGCAGAGUAUAUGAUUGGUAGGAUAAUAUAAUGUUUGGUUUUAUUACUUUUGAAUGAGUCGUACUAACCUCUCUCUCUCUUUCUUAAACACUCAACUGAAUUUCUCAGCUCUGUAGAAACUUUGUUUCCUGUGAACUCUUCAUCAGAUCCUUCUUUCCUUUGAAUGCUUCCUCUGCAGUCACAGAUAUAAAACAUGUUUUAUAUCUAUUAUAUAAAACAUGUUUUAUAUCUAUAAAACCUAUGACUGCAGAUGUAAAGAAGUGAUUUUGUUUCAGAUUUUCUAACCCUCUGAUCUAUUUUUAUAAAUGUACGGCCUUACUGUGAUUGCCACUCUUUCCUACUGGAUGUAAACGCCAAUCAAUAAAUAUGUAUAUAUAUAUAUAUUCAAGUUUUCAUCUUUUGAAACGUGUAUUUGUCUCUGUAACACUCGGUGCUGAUGGAACAGAUUAAUAAAGAAAACCAACAUUGUUUACA
This is a messenger RNA of Perca fluviatilis (European perch), 3248 nucleotides long. RefSeq names its product tafazzin (gene taz). The record is from RefSeq and is a predicted model, not a curated record. Bases 89 to 877 code for a protein of 262 amino acids. Gene Ontology annotation, biological process: cardiolipin acyl-chain remodeling; inner mitochondrial membrane organization. The transcript has 11 exons. Lineage: Eukaryota; Metazoa; Chordata; Actinopteri; Perciformes; Percidae. Gene Ontology annotation, molecular function: 1-acylglycerophosphocholine O-acyltransferase activity. Gene Ontology annotation, cellular component: mitochondrial membrane.